AUGACUCUUUUUUCCGUUCCACAAGAUCAAAGUCAAUUUAGUUGGACAUCUCCAGAAACGUCCCAGGUACCCUCAUCAUGGAGAUCCUUGUCGAAUUUUCCAAGUGGUCCAGAAAGCACGCCUUGCCCUGGACAUAGUUCACCAGGCCGCACCACAUCAGUGGAGAGCUUGUCACCUGUGAAGAGAAGUUUCGGCUCUGCCGUUACAUCAGCCUCCAAUUUGAGACGAGCCAGCUCAAAGUUGCCGUGGCCGUUGCGGAAAGCCAAGGUCUUGGACUGUCAGAGCUCCUUGACCAGCGUGGACAUAGUCAGUACCAAGAGAAAAAAGGCGCGCAUAAAGAGUCAUUGGAAGUUACUGAACCGAUCCGGCACUGACUCCUCGGAGAAGGCAAGACUGAGGAUCGGUCCUCCCAUUCCAGUAAGGCCGGAGGAACAGCUAUUCCAAAGGAGAUUGCUCGUUUCGAAGCCUUCGGUGCAAUCUGCACAGGGAGUGAGAUUGAGAAGAAAGAUUCCUUCUAAGGUGUACACCACUCCCCCCGAGCCACCAUGUCCUGAAUGGAGACACGGAACAUGGCUGGCAGAUCUGGACCCGGACAAGAGGGGAGAGGCAUUUGAGCGAAUACAUCCUGACGGUUGGUGCAAAAUCCUGCCUAGGCAAUGGGUUGAAGAAGAAUUUAGCGAGAAUGAUAGUAAGGACACGGAGGAAACCAGAAGCCUGUAUAGUCAGGACAACGGAGAGGAGGAGGAGAGGAGGCGCAAGGGAAAUGCUCGUGACUUCGGCCGUCGAAGGAAGACGCAUCAGCAAUCAGGAAAUCCGACAAACGGAGUUGUCGUACACCGCGUACCGAACAAGCAUGAAAGAACCGAUGCACUUGAGCAUGGCUACAAAGGUGACCAAGGAGUUUCAGCGAGAACAGAUCCUGCAACUGGAACACCUCCGAUCACACCCACAGACAAGUCCUCUGCUCCACAAGCCCUUCCAUGUACUCCUCCGGCCGCGUACAGCGACAAAAGAGAGGCCCAGAGACUCCGAUGCUUUGAGCAGUCCAGAACAGCUCUUCGAGACGUUCUCACAGAGCAUGGAGCAUGGUCAGGUGUGAGCCUGAUCCAGAAUCCACAUCAG
Capronia epimyces CBS 606.96 is the source of this 1122-nucleotide messenger RNA. RefSeq lists its product as uncharacterized. The transcript has a single exon. Bases 683 to 1099 code for a protein of 138 amino acids. Lineage: Eukaryota; Fungi; Ascomycota; Eurotiomycetes; Chaetothyriales; Herpotrichiellaceae. The record is from RefSeq and is a predicted model, not a curated record.